Molecule: messenger RNA, 1809 nt
Organism: Penicillium waksmanii
Lineage: Eukaryota; Fungi; Ascomycota; Eurotiomycetes; Eurotiales; Aspergillaceae
Product: putative isoamyl alcohol oxidase
Exons: 2
Molecular function (GO): FAD binding; oxidoreductase activity
Source: RefSeq, a predicted model, not a curated record
UCAAAUCCCUCGAAAGAUCCCUUCGAUGCCAUCAUCACCAUGCAUUUUACUUUCAUUACUCUUGCCUUCCUGGCCGUAUCUCCGGUAAUAGCAUCAUCAAAAUGCAAAACAUCCCCUCAUGAUCCAACCUGGCCAUCAACCGGGCAAUGGGCCUCGUUGAAUCAAUCCAUUCAGGGGGCUCUGCUUCAAACCGCCCCCGUCGGCUCCUCUUGCUACCCCGGAAACCCCUUCAGAUCACCACACAGCUGCAGCGAGGUGCAAUCCCACUGGUCUUAUGCUUAUUAUCAUAGCCUCUGGCCAGAGAGCAACGAUUACUCCAUUUGGAAUAACAACUCUUGCUUACCGCCGGGUGUUUCUGGAUACAGCAAAGAAAAAGGCUGCAGCGUCGGGGGUUUGCCUCGAUACAUCGUCAAUGCCACAACUGAGCAGCAGGUUGCGACAGCAAUGAAAUGGGCGUCUGAUCAUAAUAUACGGAUUGUCAUCAAGUCUACCGGACAUGAUCUAAGCGGUCGAUCAACUGGAGCAUAUUCACUCUCUAUAUGGACGCAUAAUUUCAAUCACAUACAACACGAAUCUACAUGGAAGAUACCCGGAACCAGCAAGACUGCAGAUGUGAUGAUUUGCGGCGGUGGGAACAACUGGGGCGCCGUCUACACAGCUGCGCAUCGCGUCAACAGAACCGUAGUCGGAGGCGAAGAUGCCACCGUCGGUCUGGGCGGAUUGAUCCAAAAUGGCGGCCAUGGCCUUCUUUCCAGUACAUAUGGCCUGGCGUCGGAUCAAGUAUAUCAAGUCACUGUCGUGACUACCGAUGGCCGCCGUUUGGUCGCCAAUGACCAGCAGAACCAGGAUCUUUUUUGGGCAGUCCGGGGAGCUGGCGGGGGUCAAUUUGGCAUUAUAACCGAAUUUAUUCUUCGAACUCAUCCCGUUCCUGUGAACAUUGUUAGCGGUGGAUUGACAUUCAACUCCAGUGUCAAUGGAAACGCUUCGUGGGCAGCUCUCGCCGUGAUUGCCUCCGAGAUACCGAACUUGAUGGACGCAGGAAUCACCGGGACCGUAAUGUCAGUUACGGGAGAACAGGCUGGUCCUGUUGUUACUAUCAGUUUGACCGGUUUCAAUUCUAGCGCGUGGCGUAUGAAUGACACUAUUCACCAACUAGCGACGAAAAUCACAAACAUCGGACACGAAUAUCUCAAUCUCGCAUUUAAUCCCCCGACAAGUCAAAGUUAUUGGUCAUCUGUCAAGCCCAACUAUUUAUCAAGCCAGUCAGCAGGGUCCGCUAGUUUAUUCACCAGCAGACUUCUAGGAAGAGCAGAAUUAUCCGACCUCCCACGCGAAAAGUUGAUCCACUAUCUCCAAAAGAUUUCCGUCUCCCAGGAUCCCGCGAAAGGAGCAAUGCUUCUUUUCGGCCUGCAGGGUGGACCUGGUCCUGCCAAGAUUUCCGAGAAAAGGCGUGGGAGUGUACUUCCCGCUUGGCGCUCGGCAUAUGCUCACGUUAUGGCGUACGGCUCCUCCUUCAAUGAGUCCGGUGAUGCUAAGACUGGGCUUGAAAUAGGCGCCAAUUUCUAUGAAAAGGUUAAGGAGCCUGUUUGGAGAGAAUGGGCGCCUAAUACUGGAUCCUAUAUGAAUGAAGGAAAUCCGUUCUCGAGUACCUGGAAGCAGGAUUUCUAUGGCGUCAAUUAUGAUCGCUUGUUAGAUGUCAAGCUCAAGUAUGAUCCAAGUGAGAGUAUUUUUGUGCAGAGUGGCAUCGGGAGUGAUAAAUGGGACUAUGAUCUUCAUAGUGGUUUGCUUUGCCGGGCAGAUGACGAGUAA